AAGUAAAAACAAGGAGAGGGAAAAACCAAUAGGGAAUCCCAAUUCUCAGAGACCCUUUAACUUCUCCAGUGGAACGCUAAACAAAGCUUGGCUCUAAAUUUCUUCUCUCCCAAUCUUUUCCAUUUCCGAUUUCUUUCUUUCUCCGACUGGAUCUCCGGGGUUAGGGUUCGCUUUCGAAGCUCAAAGACUGAAAAUUGAGGAGUCAAAUUUGUUUAUUUACGCAGAAAAACCUUUGAAGUUGUCACUGUCGAGCUCAGAUCGCCAUGCCUCCCGUUGGUCCCCGAUCCGGUGAUGCAAUCUUCGCUAACGUCGAACGCGUGAAUGCGGAGCUGUUUACUUUGACCUAUGGUGCCAUUGUGCGCCAGCUGCUCACUGAUCUUGAGGAGGUUGAAGAGGUCAACAAGCAGCUUGAUCAAAUGGGCUAUAAUAUUGGGAUUCGUCUAAUCGAUGAGUUUCUAGCAAAAUCUAAUGUUUCUAGAUGCGUCGACUUCAAAGAGACAGCUGAAGUAAUUGCAAAGAUUGGCUUCAAAAUGUUCUUGGGGGUCACAGCAUCUGUUACAAAUUGGGAUGCUGAUGGAACAUGCUGCAGUAUUGUUCUGGAGGACAAUCCUCUGGUUGAUUUUGUUGAGCUUCCAGAUACUUGUCAAGGACUGUACUACUGUAACAUCUUAAGUGGAGUCGUAAGAGGUGCCUUAGAAAUGGUAUCAAUGAAAACUGAAAUCACCUGGAUCCGGGAUAUGCUUAGAGGUGAUGAUGCAUUCGAGUUGCAAGUUAAACUCCUGAAGCAAGUUCCGGAGGAGUACCCGUACAAAGAUGAUGAGUAAUAUGUUUGCUAUAUGUACACAGUUAUGAUAUUUGGUCCUCUUCUUUCCCUGAAAAUCAAAUGUUACAGUUGUUUCCUCUUUUUCGUACACAUCCAUGUAGAACAUUAAAUAGAUAACUUCGCGUUGUUAGUCACUACAACUUUUAUGCUUUAUUGAUUCUGAGCCUUUCUUUGUUGUCUA
Rosa rugosa (rugosa rose) is the source of this 1004-nucleotide messenger RNA. RefSeq lists its product as uncharacterized. The record is from RefSeq and is a predicted model, not a curated record. The transcript is spliced from 6 exons. Bases 264 to 824 code for a protein of 186 amino acids. Gene Ontology annotation, biological process: intra-Golgi vesicle-mediated transport; endoplasmic reticulum to Golgi vesicle-mediated transport. Gene Ontology annotation, cellular component: cytosol; cis-Golgi network membrane; TRAPP complex. NCBI's taxonomy places the organism in Eukaryota, Viridiplantae, Streptophyta, Magnoliopsida, Rosales, Rosaceae.